This is a messenger RNA of Sphenostylis stenocarpa, 981 nucleotides long. The record is from the annotation of a GenBank genome assembly. Lineage: Eukaryota; Viridiplantae; Streptophyta; Magnoliopsida; Fabales; Fabaceae.
AUGGACGCUCUGAACUUCCUCAAGUUCUGGAGACACGCUACCAUGACCACUACCUCCGAACCCCACCUUGUGGUGGAAACCGACACCGAAUCCGACGAAGACGACUCCUUCUUCGACUUGGAGCUCACGCUACCCGAUUUCGACUACAAAGAAAACAACACCACUAGCAAAAACGACGACGAUCCAAAACAAACGACGACAACAACAACAACCGAACUAAAACGUCUUCCCUCUAAGGAGGAACCCAUCAAAACAGAAAACGGUGUUCCGUUCAAAUCCACUCUUCCUCUGUCUCCUCCCGAACCUAUCUCCAAACGUAAGGUCCUCCCAAUCGAGCCUAUAUCCAAACCUCAAUCUCCCAUUGCGCUUCUCAGGUCCGCUCCGAGCUUCAGAAUCUUCAUGUUCCGAAAGCGAAACAGAACUCCUCCGCAGAAAACAGAGCACUCUGCAAACGAGGCCAAGGUCUUCGCGGUGAAGCUCAGCGUCGAUGAUUUUCGAUCCUCUCCCGCCCUCAGUAGGGAUAACAGCACGAGAAGUUUCGGGAGCAAGCUUCGGGGUUUCAGCUACGAGGAACCGAAACCGGAGCGGUUUUCGAAGGAGGUAUUGCGGAAGUACCUAAAGCUUAUCAAGCCUCUAUAUGUGAAAGUCUCGAAGAGGUAUAGUGAUAAAGGCAAAUUCUCAGGCGAGGGUUACGCCGCUUCACCGUCGUCUUCGCCGUCGGCGUCAUCUGUUUCUUCUAGGGUGGACAAACAGGUGAAGGGGAUGAGGGUUGUUUCGAAGCAUUUGGGGAAGAGUCGGUCGGCAUCGUCCGCGGUGGCCGGAAUUGGUUCUCCGGCGAAAAAGAGCGACGAUACGCUGCUGCUGCAGCAUGAUGGGAUUCAAAGCGCCAUCCUUCAUUGCAAAAGGUCCUUUAACUGGAGAGAAGGAUCAAUGUAUUCGGUGAGAAACUCAUUUGACGGUGAACGCGGUGCAAAAGAGUAA